This is a messenger RNA of Exophiala aquamarina CBS 119918, 1647 nucleotides long. RefSeq lists its product as uncharacterized. The coding region runs from base 1 to 1647 and encodes 548 amino acids. Gene Ontology annotation, biological process: DNA-templated transcription. The record is from RefSeq and is a predicted model, not a curated record. The transcript is spliced from 2 exons. Gene Ontology annotation, molecular function: DNA binding; zinc ion binding. NCBI's taxonomy places the organism in Eukaryota, Fungi, Ascomycota, Eurotiomycetes, Chaetothyriales, Herpotrichiellaceae.
AUGAAGUACCUCAUUCAUGAAGUUGGCGAUCCUUUCAAGAACUUUGGACGGAGCAGACUGUGGGGCGAUAAUUUGCAGCAGAGCCUCAUGGAUCGAAUCUCUCCAUCAAGUCGGUCGAAGCUUACAGCUCUUCGUACGGUUGACGAAGAGCACCUGCGGAGGAUUGGCGCUUUUGACUUUCCCGACCCCGCGCUCAGUGGAGAGCUUAUUGAAGCCUUUUUCAAUCAAGGGUAUCCUUUCUUUCCGAUAUUCCACAGAACAGAGUUCUUUUCUGCGUACGGACGGAACCGAAUAUCACCAUUGGUUCUGAAUGCGCUGUUUUGUGUAUCCGCCAUCCACUGUUCCGAAGACCUGAUCAGGAGACUGGAUUACGAUUCUCGCUACCUUGCUUGCUCGACCUUCUAUCACCGUGCCAAGGCUCUUCAUGAUAAUGACUAUGAGACUGAUGGCGUCGCUAUUAUACAAGCAUGCAUCUUGCUGAUGAACUGGUGGCAGGGACCAAUGGAGCAGAAGGACACGUGGUACUGGCUGGGAGUGGGCUCGAAUCUGGCUCAGUCUCUUGGUAUGCACAGAGCGAAAUCCUACCGAAUUCUUGGUGACGAGAGACAGAAGCUCUGGCGAAGAAUUUGGUGGGUACUGUUUAUCAAUGACAUCCAUCAUGCUGCUGUCUUUGGUCGCCCACCACAUAUUCAUUCACAGUACACAGAUGUCAAUCCUCUGACACCGAGUGACAUGACAGCCUCUGAUUUCACGCACGCAAAUGCUGAAGAGUCCAAUAUCUUUCUGGUUGAAUAUUGCCGGCUUGCAACCCUGGUCGACAGAUGCCUACUCGAAAAGUACUCUGCAGCUUCAAGCCCGCAGAUGAAAGAUAAAGCAUGGCUUGCGCUCACGACUUUCUCUUCAACACUACUCAAUAAUGGUAUCGACUCAGCCAGCUCCCUGACGACCGAAAGAGGCUUCUAUCCUGCCGUACUUAGCCUGAUCCACCUCGACUACUCAGUCGUGGUCGGGCGAAUGUUCUCGUCCGACAUCCAUGUCCCGGCUACCAGUGGGGUGCAAUCAUACUUCAAGUCUGCGGGUUCCAUCUGCCGAAUACUGGAGGACCUUUUGUCAAGCCCUUCAGCCUUGGUGGCUCGGCUGCCGUAUGUCGCGUUUCCGGCAAUAUUCUGUUCAAUACUCAUCCAUAUCAUCUAUCUGCGAAAGGAGCCUGGCAGUAUUCGUCUGGUAGCCGAAAAUCGAGCUCGACUGGCAAUGGUAGUUUUAGAUCAGCUACAGGAUCGGUGGCCUUUGGUUGUAUGGACACGCUAUCUGCUUGACACUCUUUUGAAGAACACGGAGCCUCCGGCUGUAUCAUCCCCACAGUAUGCUACACUUAACCAAUACCGUCGAUCAUCAGAGCGUGCUAAUCGUCCAUGGACGGAGGACGAUAUACCAGGACCCGCCUCGCUGUCUCCUGAUCCUCAGCAUGUUGUCAGCUCUUCCAGGAGCACGGAUCCAACUCCAGACCUGCACAAUGCACAUUCCAGCCCCCGCGACCACCUCGGGUUCAACACUGGCAUGCAUGGGGCUUUCUCUCCGAUCCCUUUUAUGCUCCCCUGGAAUAGCUUGCUUGAGGAUGCUACAGACUUUGAUCAAUGGCUUCUAUGA